This is a messenger RNA of Coccomyxa subellipsoidea C-169, 1011 nucleotides long. RefSeq lists its product as hypothetical. The transcript is spliced from 6 exons. The record is from RefSeq and is a predicted model, not a curated record. Lineage: Eukaryota; Viridiplantae; Chlorophyta; Trebouxiophyceae; Coccomyxaceae. The coding region runs from base 1 to 696 and encodes 231 amino acids.
AUGGCACCUAAAGGAAAGAAGGCGGCUCCCCAGCAGAAAGAGACAAAGUCAGAUGGAAAGAAUGCACCCGAGGAUGCAGAGGUGGAGGCAGUGCUGGAGCAGGGAGACCGCGAAGCUGAGCAAACCAUGAAAGCAGAGGAGAAGAAGGACCAGGAAUUCAAGCCUGGCGAGGAGGACGCAGCAGCAGAGGAGGAAGCCGAGGCUGAUGCUGAGGCUGAGGAGGCUGGUGAGGGCGAGGAGGAGAUGGAUGACAAGGCAAUAGCAGAAGCAGAGAAGGCGGAUGCUGCCGAGCUGGGGGAAGGUGCAGAGGAGGAAGAUGAGGGCGUGGAGGCUGACGAGGAUGCCGCUGCCGACGAGGAUGAUGAGGAGGAAUUUGAUGCUGAGGAUGAAGAGGAUGCUGAGGAUGAUGAUGAGGAGGAAGAAGAGGAGGAAGAAGAGAAGCCAGCCAAGAAGAAGACGGCUCCCAAGAAGCCUGCCGCCAAGGCUGCAGCACCCAAGGCCAAUGGAAAGGCCAAUGGUGGCAAGAAGGGCACUGAGGGCAAGAAGGCCGGCGGCAAGGCUGGCGGUGCCAAGUCAGCUGCGAGGCCGCAGGCGGACAGACAGGCGGCUGCUAAGAAAGCAGCUGAGACCAGAAAGAGGAAGGCAGCAGCUGCUGGCGGCAACGGCUCUAAGAAGAAAGCAGCUGCAGCAGAGUGAUGCAAGCACCCAGGCUAUCAGCGUUAAGCUGCCUUACAAGGAACGAGUGUUUGCCAGAGCUUGGCAUACUCUUGUUCAAAAGAAUGCUGACACUUAUGGUGAUGCCGUAAUUUGCAAAUCUCUGAAAUGAUAAGCAUGGGUUGAUAAUUAUCUUGUUGGACGCCUUCUGCAGUCAAUGGACCUUUAUGCAUAUAUCACAUGACUACCUGACCUGCAUCAAUCAUAUUUUGGGUGGAACCAAAUAUUCAAUAUAUGAUAUACAUUGUUGUGUUUAAUACCCCAAGUCUGUUUACAAUGUAACUAUAUUUUUUGUGC